AUGAUUACCUUUAGCGAUCAUAUGCGUCUAACAAGACAUCAGAAGACCCUUGUUUAUGCUUUGGAUAAUGUUCUGCAUAUAUACCCUCUGAAUAUUCAAUAUAAUGAAAUUUGCACUAUUUCAAGAAAAUUCGAGCAUGAUUUAUUGAGAACGCUCAAAGAAAGUCCUGACACUGUCUACCGCGCAGACACUGUUGCAUGGGCUCAUUGUCAUUAUAAAGUAACGCAGCAUUUUAAAAAAGUUUUGAAAUUGAUCAACAAGAAGCAUGUUGUUGAAAGAAAACUUCUUAAGAAGCAACUGACAAAAUUUCUAAGUUCUUGUACUGUGUUCUACGAAGCAUGUAUAAACGAAGUAAUUAUCGGUUCUUCCGUCUUUCAAUUUAAGCCAUUUUUGCAAAAUUGGCUUUGGGAACACACAGGUGUUGCAUUAUCUUGCAAGAGUCAAACUCAUUUAAGUCCGGCAUCGUUUUCUAAAAAUCAUACAGAGGCUUUGGAAUGUAUAUAUCAAUGCUUUAUUUAUCUGGGUGAUAUUGCCAGGUAUUUCUCCAUUCUUUUGAAUAGGCCUGCUGCUUAUGAGAGAGCUCUAAAAUAUUAUCAUUUAGCUCAUCAGACGUUCCCUGAGAUAGGUAUGCACUGCAACCAGAUGGCAGUCAUUUGGGCUGUAAAAGGAUACACAGUCAUAUCCGUUUAUUGGUUUUCAAUUGCUUUAGCAUCAGAGAUACCCCCGAAAGCAGCUUUAGUGAAUUUAUUAGGGCAGUUGGAUAAAUUCUAUAAAACAGCUUACGACAAUGGUUUUCACUCUCCUUCCGAAACAUUAACCUUACUCGCUGUCUUGAGUGAUCUCUUACUAAGGCAAUCUAAAAAACUAGAUACCUUCCGCUCCAGCCGAUCAACAUUGAAAAGGUUAAUUUCUCAAUUUUUCAACUCUGACAUUUCCACUUCAAAAAGCUUGAACGGGCAUGAGCUAUAUUGUCUUUCUUCGAUUAUUUGUAAUCUACGAAGUCGGUCUAUUUUUCGAUCCAAUGAGUCUUUACACAGAAUUUUUAUUCAUUAUAUCACCUGGCUAAUAGCUCAAACUAUAUCUUGCAACAAAAAUAUCAUCGAACACAAAACCUCAUUAUCGAAGGCAAAUAUUUAUUUGCCUAGUUUAAAGACCCUGCUUAUUCACAUUUUAGAGCACUUGCCUUCUUGUAAUUUCAUAGAUCAACGACGGCUUAAAACCCUGUCAUUGUCUCUUCUGGAGUUACAACCUUAUUUUCCGGUGUCUGAUGAACCGUUGGAAAAGAUGAAAUUGAUUUUGUUUGAAGAUUACAAUGAAUUGGGACUACAUUCAUCGUCAACAACGACUGCAAAAGCAAGCUAUGGAGAUAGUAACUUACCUCCAUUCUUAGACGAAAAAAUACAAAGCAAAGUUCAUCCACUUUUGGAAGCAAAAAUUCGCUUGCAACAGGUUCUAGGAAUGCUGAAGCUUCUUUCUUAA
Schizosaccharomyces osmophilus is the source of this 1479-nucleotide messenger RNA. It is a transcript of the gene est1, whose product is annotated as telomerase regulator Est1. The transcript has 2 exons. Bases 1 to 1479 code for a protein of 492 amino acids. NCBI's taxonomy places the organism in Eukaryota, Fungi, Ascomycota, Schizosaccharomycetes, Schizosaccharomycetales, Schizosaccharomycetaceae. Gene Ontology annotation, cellular component: telomerase holoenzyme complex. Gene Ontology annotation, molecular function: telomerase RNA binding; telomeric repeat DNA binding; protein binding. Gene Ontology annotation, biological process: nuclear-transcribed mRNA catabolic process, nonsense-mediated decay. The record is from RefSeq and is a predicted model, not a curated record.